CUUUAUGUUGGUCCGCAGGCACAACAGACCCCUCCCCGGCCAGCAACAAUGGAGGCACUCAAAGCGCUCUCGCCGGCGAUUCUCCACCGCCACCCCUCGCGGCGGAGGAUGGCCGGUCCCCUCCCAUUUCGCCCUCCAGUGAGAUUCUUGAUCCGUUCCGAGAGGAUAUCAUUGGCCGAAGAAGGUGCUCACGGUGGCGAUAGAGCCUGGGCACGAGCUCUUGGCCGGGGAGCCAUUGGAGUCGCUGCUGCCGCUGCCGCGGUCAUCUCGGUCUUUGGUUCUGAUUCUUCGGCUCUCGCUGAGUCCCUCACUGUCGCCUUCCCUGUCUCCAGAGCUCGUGAGGUGAACGCAGUUCAGAGAACACUUGUAGAAACAUGGGGCUUGAUUCGUGAGUCAUUCAUUGAUCCUACUUUCAACCACCAAGAUUGGGACUUGAAGUUGCAACAGACCAUGGUGGAGAUGUUUCCUUUAAAGUCAGCAGAUGCAGCAUAUAGCAAGAUUAGUGGAAUGCUUGCUACUCUUGGGGAUCCCUUUACCAGAAUAAUUAGUCCAAAGGAAUAUCAAAAUUUCAGAAUAGGUAGUGAUGGAAAUCUUCAAGGGGUUGGUCUAUUUAUCAAUGCUGAACCAAGCUCUGGACAUUUGGUUGUUUUAUCUUGUGUUGAGGGAAGCCCAGCUGCUCGUGCUGGUAUACGUGAAGGAGAUGAACUAAUUGAGAUUGAUGGAGAGUCUCUUGUCGGUGUGGAUGGUGAAACAGCAGCACAAAAGCUUAGAGGGCGAGCUGGGACAACUGUGACAGUAAAGCUUUACUGUGGGGCACAACAUGGAACUGAUUCAGGUGUAAGAGAGGUGAAACUCCCUAGAGAGGUUAUUAAGCUUUCACCUAUAUUUAGCACAAUCAUCUCCCAUAAAUUAGGUGAUGGGCAUGAGGUGAAGACUGGAUAUGUGAGGCUCUCUGCAUUCUCUCAGACUGCUGCUAUUGAGAUGGAGAAAGCUGUCCAAGAUAUGGAGGAGCAAGGUGUUCAGUCAUACAUAUUGGACUUGAGAAAUAAUCCGGGUGGUUUGGUAAAAGCUGGACUAGAAGUUGCCCGAAUAUGGUUAGAUGGGAAUGAGACUCUGGUGAACACGAUUGACCGAGAAGGGAAUAUGUCACCCAUUAAUAUGAGCAACGGACACGCAAUAACACAUGACCCUCUUGUUGUCCUUGUAAAUGAAGGAAGUGCGAGUGCAAGUGAAAUUCUGGCAGGCGCAUUGCAUGAUAAUGGCCGUGCCAUACUUAUUGGGCAUAAAACAUUUGGCAAAGGAAAAAUUCAGAGUGUGACCGAGCUCCAUGAUGGUUCCGCACUUUUCAUCACUGUUGCAAAAUACGUAUCGCCGGCCUUGCAUGACAUUGAUCAGGUUGGCAUAACUCCUGAUGUACAAUGCACUCCUGAGAUGUUAACUUCACCAAAAUCAUCGGCAUCAAGAGACUCAAGCUCAGCCUCUUCUCUAGAAGCAGAUUCUUGCAUCUUGGUAGCAGAACAUGAACUUGAGAUUCAGGAAUCAAAGGGAACUGCUUCAUGAGAUCUCUGAGAUACUCAUCAAUGUAUCUGUUACUGAAAAAAGAAUCCUUUUCAAAGCUGUAAAAUCUCUAUGUAUUUACUUGUCCAUAA
Molecule: messenger RNA, 1649 nt
Organism: Dioscorea cayenensis subsp. rotundata (Guinea yam)
Lineage: Eukaryota; Viridiplantae; Streptophyta; Magnoliopsida; Dioscoreales; Dioscoreaceae
Product: carboxyl-terminal-processing peptidase 3, chloroplastic
Exons: 12
Coding region: 49-1560 (503 amino acids)
Biological process (GO): proteolysis
Molecular function (GO): serine-type peptidase activity; protein binding; endopeptidase activity
Source: RefSeq, a predicted model, not a curated record